Molecule: messenger RNA, 3533 nt
Organism: Myotis daubentonii (Daubenton's bat)
Lineage: Eukaryota; Metazoa; Chordata; Mammalia; Chiroptera; Vespertilionidae
Gene: YPEL1
Product: yippee like 1
Source: RefSeq, a predicted model, not a curated record
CCGAGGCCGUUAACGGCGGCGCGGCGGGGCCGGGGCUCCAAAACAAAGGGCUGGCGGCCCGCGGGGCGGCGGCGGGAGGAUGCCUCGCGCCCUGCGGAGGUGCCAACGGCCGCAGCGCGCCCCGGGCCGCGCCGGGGCCGCGUGAGAACCGAGCCCGCGCUGACCGAGGCCCGGGCCGGAUGGCACUGCGGGCUGGGGCGCGGACCGCCGAGCGGCCGUCGAGACGUUUUCCUCUGGCCCCCGCUGUGUGGACAGGGCCACACGCCCCCUGACCCACCACGGCUCUUGCGUGCUGCUUCCGUGAGAGGCCCGCGCUGAGCGAGGACUGCCCCGCAGACAUGGUGAAGAUGACCAAGUCCAAAACCUUCCAAGCUUAUCUGCCAAACUGCCACCGCACGUACAGCUGUGUCCACUGCAGAGCCCACCUGGCCAAUCACGACGAGCUCAUCUCCAAGUCCUUUCAGGGAAGCCAGGGGCGCGCCUACCUCUUCAAUUCUGUGGUGAACGUGGGCUGCGGCCCUGCCGAGGAGAGGGUCCUUCUCACCGGCCUGCACGCUGUCGCAGACAUCUACUGUGAGAACUGCAAAACCACGCUUGGGUGGAAAUACGAACACGCCUUUGAAAGCAGUCAGAAAUACAAGGAAGGGAAAUUCAUCAUUGAGCUUGCCCACAUGAUCAAGGACAAUGGCUGGGAGUAAAGCGAAGGCUUCCUGUUCUCUUCCGAAUCCUGUUUGGCGAGAGACUUUAUUGGAAUGGAAACACAGGAGCGCCCUGGGUGACUAUUUCUUGAACUUGAACCUUGCAAGCCUGCCUCUGCCGGCCGUUCCCAUGGGUAAGGCUCCAUUUGGUCUAUGUCCUCUUCAUGUAUGUGGUCGUUUCAGAAACGUUCCAAUGACCCUUUUCUAGUGUCUCAAAUUCUAGAGGAAGAAUUAACCAGCUGAUGGCUUACCUGUCUAGUUGAUACCCUCUAGACCUGUGACUUUAAGAUCAGGUUUGGCUGCUCUUUCACAGCUGACAGAAACGAGCUGAAUCUACAGACCAGGCGGACAGGGUCUCUUUAGAGCAGGUUCACCCCUGUCGUUUAGAAGGACAGUGUUAUAGUCCACUUUUUUCCUAAUUUGCAAAAUUACAAAUUGGUUAUUUCUCUUGCAAAUGAGCUGUUAAGUCACAGUGCUCAUUUCAGAAUAUUCCAGAAGCAGUCAAAUCUGUACACGAAGGGUGUUUUUCUUAGUCUUGUUCAAAACCAGAAGAUACCAUUGAUCACAUUUUAGGUGAGCUAGAAAUAGAGAAAUGUGUUCAAUGGAACAUCCUGUUUAUUUAAGCCAAUAGCCUCCUUAUCUAGGAAUCAAGUGAACCAGUUGUUAGCAAAGACUGACCCAGGGCCUGCGGGCGCAGCUGUGCCAGGGCCAGGUCCCGGACCAGGCUCCGGAGGUGGGGCUGACGUGAGGCAGGCACUGAGCGGCUGGGCCAUGGAGCACUAGUUUAACACACUGGACUGAGUAAAUCCGACUUCCUUUUCUACUCUGAUGUACUUGAAGAAAAAUAAUUAUUUUUGCAUAUGAAAGAGGCCGGAACUAACAGGAUAAACUUUCAAACUUGAGAUUUGGUAGAUUGUUUUUAAUGUUUUCAGAAAAGGUUAAAGUUGCAAGAUAGGUUUAAACUUUAUAAAUGAGAUGUUUGGUUUGCUCAGUGGGUCGCCCUGCCUUGCCGGGCUGUCCCAUGGGCUGUCACAGAAGGGCCUGCGCAGUGUCCUAGGUCCUGAGUAGCCGCCACAUGUUUUAAGUUUUGACCCACCCCUGGGAGUGGGCACUGCACGGGUUUUGGCCAAUUUGUAAAGAAUUUAGAUCAAAAAUGUUCCCAAAUAAGUUUUGUUUCAGUGUUCUAACCCGAAUCCAGCCUGUGGGCCAGCUGCUGCUCCAGGUGUGCGGGGAGGCCUGUGGUCGCCGUGGCGUGAGGCUCACUGGAUCCCGGCGCCACGGGCAGGAAAAGGGCCCCGGGGAGCAGGGAGAGAGCCGUGUGCCCAGGUGCUUCUCAGCCUGUAGGCGAGGUUAGUCCAGUGGCAGCGAGCAUGAGCCCCUGCCCCGACCCCAGCCUCCCCUGAGCCCAGAGCCGUGGCCGUGCAGGCACUGGGCUCCUUGCCCGGUUCUGGUUCGGCUGCUCACCUGGAGCUUCCCUUUUGGGACCAUCUCUGCCCGAGUCUCGAAGCCUGGGGACACGUGGCAGCAGGAGAGCAGGCGGGUGAGGGCCCGGGGAGCCUCUGCCGCGCAUCUGGGCUGAAGGAAGGUCCUGGUGCCGCUGGGGCAGCCUCUGCCCUCGCCGAGCUCCAGCUGGCGUCCAAAGAUCUAGGCUGACCGGCCCGGCCGCGUAGCCAAGGUAGGGUUCGCUGUGCAGCGAGCAGUGGGAAACCUGAAGACGCUUCGUGCUCGCGCUGGCACGUGAAACCGCAAACACCGGCAGCUCGGUCCUUAGGGGAAACGUGGAGGGACUGAGGGACUGAGGGAGCCUUCCCUGAGUGAGUCCUCGGGGUGCAAACCUGGCCGAGACGGACACGCCCUUCUUGUUGUUCUUUUACAAGCCUCCGCUGCACCUGAGGCUCCGCCGACCAGGGACGUGGCGGCGCUGUGCCCCUACCUCUGGGCCAGGGCAGGGGCUCCUGCGUGUCUCCAGGUCUUUGCUGCCACUGAAUCUAAAAUUCUCCUGACCAGUUUUGUACAUACUAAACUUCUAUUUAAAGCUUUUAUAUGUUCUGGGCAAUUUUACUGCUCCUUCAGUUUGAGCACUUUGGUUUUGUAUCAUAUUUGAUGGCAUCAAAACCUUUUUCUUGGUCUUAUGCCUUUUGUUUUUUUAUAUAAUUGAUACAAAUAUUCUCACCACUUUUUUGUUGGUCUGCAAAACCCAAGCUCCUUUUGAAACCAAAUGAACUGAGCUGGCUUCAGGGAAGGACAUGCACGAGCCACAACUCUGUGCUGGUGUGUUCCACCCUCUCAAAUUCCGAAACAGCAAAUGUCAUCCUGACUUUUAAGUUAUUUAAACUAUUUUUUCCCUGAGUGGGAGGUGAUGCCAGGAUUACAAAUGCAUUUAACUUAAAACUGGGCUGUGUCCUCUGGCUCAGUACAUUUGCUUUAGAAACGUGGUUUAGUCUUGUUGCCGUUUUGUAUAUACAUAUAUAGUAUUUUUAUACCUUAACACUUAUUCUUGAUGGCAUCUGUCAGAUAUUAGCAAGGAUCAGAAAUGGGAAUUUUUCAAAAGUCCUUUAAUUUACCUGAUGACCUCACCAGGUACUUAGAAAAUCCAAGUGCUUUUAAUUUCUGGAAAACCACAAUGUAAGCUCCAAAGUAACCUACAGAAUGUAAACCUCAUUUGUCAAAGGCUCUGGGCCCACCUGGGGGCCGCUCCGUGGGGCUGCAGCCUGGCCUAGCCCGGAGGCCCCCCUCGGAGCUGGACUGCCAGCGCGAGCACACAGCCUCCCCCGCCUCUGUGUCAGUGUGAGGUUCAGAAAUAAAGCUUCCAUGUCCAGCGUCUCCUUUGCAGUA